Pangasianodon hypophthalmus (striped catfish) is the source of this 5939-nucleotide messenger RNA. RefSeq names its product DENN/MADD domain containing 3a (gene dennd3a). Gene Ontology annotation, biological process: regulation of Rab protein signal transduction. Gene Ontology annotation, cellular component: cytoplasmic vesicle. Gene Ontology annotation, molecular function: protein binding. The record is from RefSeq and is a predicted model, not a curated record. Lineage: Eukaryota; Metazoa; Chordata; Actinopteri; Siluriformes; Pangasiidae. The transcript has 25 exons. Bases 703 to 4545 code for a protein of 1280 amino acids.
UGAUCAGCUAGAUUUUGUGUAUUUUAUGUAUAGCUUUUGAUGUACAGACUUGGUGAUUUUUAUGUUGUUUUUUUUUCCAGUGAAUGGCUGAGAAAGUAUUUGAACUGUGGCUUCCUCUUAAGACUUUUUCCAUCAUGAUUUUGUUAUUUGUUAUAUUGUGGAGGUUUUUUUGUUUGUUUUUUUGUUUUUAGCAAAAGUCUAUUAUGUUAACGAUGUACAGUAUGGUGCAAAAGUCUUAGGCACCCUAAUUUUUUUUUUCUUUUUUUUUUUUUUUUUUUUACACAAGUUUGGUCUUAAAUACCUAUUUUACACCUUCUGGGUUAGUGUGUCAGCAGAACAAAAGCAAAUGUUUGAUUUGCAAAUGGUAAUUUUCCACAAAAAUAGAGAAGGAAACUAAGUAAAGUAAAAUUAAGCAAUAGACCACUUUUCACAUAAAAAGCAUAAUGGAGGCUGUUCUGGUUUUACCUGCAGAAACAAACGCAACACAGAGACAAAGUCUCCAGAUGAAUUGUGGCAGUUCUCCAUGAUGCAUGACGGUGUACCUGAGAGAACUGAUGCAGUUUUUAAGGCUUAGGCGAGGCUGAUGUUCCAGCACGUUUUACUCUACACUAUCAAGCAGGAUUGUUGUGAGUGUGGAGCAAGUGUUAUCACGGCGAUUCGACUCUGUUUGUGAUCAGAAGAGGCGUGGAUGUGCUCCUUCUGAUGGCGAAUAACAUCCCAUUGGGACUGCUGGAGGCUUGUGUUGUUGUAGGAGCCUCCAGUGAUCGUCUGAAGGAGUUAUGCUUGCUGCAAGAUGGUAAAGAGAAAGAGCCGCUGCUGUUGGAGGCUGAGGUGUUGCAGGUCCAUGCCCCACCUUUUGUGACCAAAGAAAACACAAGCGAUGGUCAAGGUCACGCCCCAGCCUUCAGUCGGGUCCAGAGGAGACGCUCGUUCUUAAAAAAGAAAAAAGAAAGACCUGCUGUGUCUUCCAGCAAUGAGACCAAGACCACAACAGAUGAUCAGACCGUGCCUAAAGACAUCGACCUCAUUGCCCUGCCCCAGCUCUGUUUCCCAGGUGGGUUGAGAGUCAUCAGUGAGAGUCAAGAGGACUCUUAUCACUUCCUGGUUUUCACAGAUGUCUUUGGGAACCAGACACAUGGAGUGGUGGUUCAAUAUUACAAACCCAUACAGGUAUCGGUGGACAAUAUAGCAUAUAAAAAUGGGCACUAUUUAUCCAAACCACCAAAGCUGUUCACAGCCUAUGGUAUCUGCCUCAUUUCCAAAUACCCUUACUACAAUGCUCUCAGAGAUUGUCUGUCCUCGUUCCUGGUCCAGCUGAAGAAUUGCCGGAUGGCUGAGUUCGAAGAGCAGGUGAAGGAAUUCUCAGCCAAAUUGGCACUGGUCCCCAUCCCACCACCUGGACAGCUGCAAGUGGCAUUUAACCUAAAACCCCUGCAGAUCAUUCUUCCACCUAGAGAAGACAUGGACCGUCCUGUUGUGGACCUGGACCUCCAUCUACCCUUUCUGUGCUUUCGACCCAAGCAGAUCUUACAGGUGAUCUGCAGUAUCUUGACAGAGCAGCGGCUUGUGUUCUUCUCCUCGGACUGGGCCAGGCUCACGCUGAUGGCUGAGUGCUUUAUGCUGUUCAUACACCCUCUGCGCUGGCAACACCCAUUCGUUCCUGUCCUCUCUCGUCAGAUGCUGGACUUCCUCAUGGCUCCCACUGCCUUCCUCAUGGGCUGCCAUGUCCAGCACCUUGAGGAUGUGGCUGCGGAGGCAGACGACUUGAUCCUGAUUGACAUUGAUGAAGGAACAGUGACAUCAUCAUCAAGUGCUGCAGACUUGCCAGAUGUGCCAGGGGCUGCCACAGAGUGUUUCAAGAGGCGUGUAGAGGGGCUGCAGAUUCACUAUGACCUGGAGUUGUGCAGCCAUGGCAGCAGCAUGGAUGUAACUGACGUGCGGACUCGCAGGCGCCAGUGGCAGCGCAAACUCAACUCAGAAAUCCUAAAUAUCAGCCUCGAGCUCAUUGUCAACAUCUUCAGAGAGGUUCAUGACCACCUAAACUUUGAGCAUCGAGUAUUCAACAGUGAGGAGUUUUUCAGGGCCCAGGAACCAGCAGACCAGCCAUUUUACAAGAAGGUCUUAGACACACACAUAUUCCAUUCUUUCCUAAAAGAUUGUUUAAAUAAGAAGAUGGGUGCUUUCGCACAGAUGAAGCUAAAUACUCAGUCAGAAGCUUACAGGCUGAGGACCAUGCCGGAGUCUCCUCGGAGACCCAAACAGCCGGAUUACCAGUUGCGUAAGAGGCUGGGUAUGAGUCUGCCUAACCUGGUAGAGGACUUCUCUCUGACAGUACCGGUGCGUCAGCUGUCCUUCCAGAAACCUAACAAGGGAGCCACAUUCAAGCCAGCUUUCAAGAUUCCCCCAAAGCCAGUCAAAACAUUCAAACUCCCAGAAUUCCCUCCUCCUCUGGCCUACCACUAUGUUCAUAACUAUUAUUCAGACCUCAUCAGUCAACUCAGCAAGGCAAUUAACUCUGCGACCCCCGAGGACUCGUCCCUGCUGGCGCGCUACUACUACCUACGCGGACUGAUAAAUUCUGUGGCAGGAAAACGGCUAGAUGCUCUUAUGGACUUCCAGAGUCUCCACAGGACAGAUAUGGACAUUUUCCCUCUGGAGCUGGUGACUACGCUGGCAGACUCACUAAGGACAGAAGAGCGCAAAGUGGCUGAGGGGCGGCCAGAGCUGAAGCGCCUCAUCAGCCGAGUGAAGAAAAGCUGUAGCCAGGAUGACUACCCUGACGGCGGCUCAGUGAAGAAGUUUGAGCUCCCGCGCACACACAUGUUUCUGGACGACUUUGUGCGCCGUGUACAGGAGUCAGGCAUCGUCAAAGACCUGGGCACCAUCCAGCGCCUGUUUAACGCUCUCACUGUGGGUAUGGAGUCUACAGCGAAGGUCUCAGCCCAGUCUGUUUUUUACCUUGAUUCCUCACCAGAUGGUCAACAGAAGCAGGUGGACCCAGAGGUUUUCCGCUUCUUCUACACCAUCUGGAAGGAGACAGAGGCUGAAGCACAGGAUGUGGAUUUGCCUGCAGCUGUGCGUGACCACUUGGAGGCCAAUGAGCAGGUGUACAAGCUCUCCUCAUCUGUGAAGACCAGCCAUGGGGUGGGCAAGAUCGCCAUGACCCAGCGCCGACUCUUUCUGCUCACAGAGGGACGCCCAGGUUAUGUUGAGGUCACCAAGUUUAGAGACAUAGAGGAAGUGAAGAUAUCUUCAGCUCCUUUACUUCUUCUGAAGAUCCCCUCUUUGAAGAUCAAGACCAGCCUGAGGAGGGAAACGUUCGAGGCUAAUCUGAAAUCCGAGUGUGAUCUGUGGCACUUGAUGAUCAAGGAGCUCUGGGCAGGAAGGAAAAUGGCAGAUGAGCACAAGGACCCUCAGUACAUACAGCAGGCUCUGACGAAUGCCCUGCUGAUGGAUGCUGUGGUCAGAUGCCUCCAGUCUCAGAAAGCUAUUUACGCUGCUUCUAAAUUGGCCUACUUUGACACGAUGAAACGGGAAGUACCGAUGAUGGUGCCAAAAACAACAUCUGAGACCCUGAAGCAUAAAAUCAACCCUUGUCUGGACUUGAUGUCUCCUCAAGCUGUGGACAUCCUGCUCUAUACUCCAGGACAGCUGGGCGCAGCAGCCUCGGACGGCGGUGGUUACCCAAAACUCUGGUGUGCGCUGAGUGAUGGGAAGGUGGUGGUGUUUGACGCAGCCAGCUGGUCCCUGCAGCAGAACUGCAUUCAAGUGGGGACCUCCCGCCUCAAUUGCAUGCUGGGAGUGGACCAGCAGCAGUUGUGGAUUGGUUCUCAGGACUCGAUCAUUUAUAUAAUCAACCCAAACAGCAUGUCCUGCAAUAAACAGCUGACAGAGCACCGUGCUGAGAUCACCGGCCUCGCCCUGGAAGAAAGGCCUGACAAAUACAGCCAGUUGCUGGCGUACUCGUGCAGUGCAGAGGGCACAGUGAUCAUUUGGGACGUGGCCACGCUGCACGUGAAACGUGACAUCAAACUGACCUGUGACAGACUGCAGUCCAUUCAGAUCCUCAGUGGACGACUAUGGUGCUGUGCGCGGGACUGUGUGCUGGAGGUACGGCGGAAUGGCACAGUGCAUCGUAGGAUAUCUCUUCCUGAUCACCUCAGGGGCUCGCAAUGUUCCUACAGCAGCUUCUUAGUCUUUGAUGAGAGGAGUCAGAUGUGGACCGGCUGCACAGCCGCAGGCGAGGUGUGUGUAUGGCACCUUGCUGACCUGGAGAAGCCCUUCCAGAGGAUCCAGCUGCCUGACUGCACCAGUGUCAUCUGCAUGAUCAGAGUCAAGAACCAGAUCUGGGUAGGAGGCCACAGUAACAGUGGGGGGAAAGCUCGUGGAAAGAUCUACGUGCUGGACACAGAGCGCCUCCUAGUGGAGAAGGAGCUGCUGGCUCAUUCGGACGCAGUUCAGACUCUGUGCUCAGCCGAGGACCGCUACGUUCUCAGCGGUGCUGCUGGCCAGGAUGGAAAGAUCGCUAUCUGGAAAGUGGAAUAGUGUGAAAGAGUGAAUUAUGUGAUUCUUGUAUGAUUCUGGAAGAAGCACUUUGGCUUGACUGCAUUACUGCAAGAGCAGACACAAGGUCACUAACUGCUUUUGUAUACUAAGUUACUUUGAAUAUUAGUGAAUAAUUUCCAUAAUUCUCUAUUUAUUUUACAUCUCGGCCAGAGUUAACUGCCAAUAACAAACAAGUGAAGAAAUAGACUGAUGUAGAAUCUUUCAUAACAGGAUAUUUAUCUAAUGGUCUCAUGAAGGGCUAAUUAAAAUGUAUAACUAGUUUGAUAUGUUUUUGUUUUUUCCCCACUGCCUACUGUGCUGCAGUGAAGUAAUGUUAUCAGUAUUUGGUUAUUGAAGUGGUCUCCAAAUGCUUCCACAAAGGGCCGGUGUGUCUAGAGGUUUUUAUUUCAGCUAGAUAGGAGCUACACCUAAUUUAUGUUUAAAAACCAGGAUCAAAUUAUCAAAAAGUGAAUUCAGGAGUGAUUCCUGCUUAGAAUAAAAAUUUCUGGACCUUUAAGGAGAAUAUUACAGAUUAGACCUCUCUGAUUAAUCCAGUACUUAUAUUUGUACCUCAGUGUUCUUGCUUUACUGUAUAUACAAUGUCCUGAAUGGACCUUAAUCCAAAGCCAUAUAAUGUUUAUGGAUUUUAAUGGACUCAUGUAUACAGUCUCUUGUUUUUAAGUGAUUUCAUUUAUUCUACACUAGUAUAUUUUAAUGAAGGUCACUGUAUAAGAUGUUCUAGUACUGUUUUGUUCAUAAUGUAACAUUUGAAUAGCUUUCUUCUUUCAUACUAAAGCACUGCGUAUUUACUCAUGUUUGCUAAUAUUGUAAACUAUAAAGUUUCCUUUUGUAAACUGUAUUGUACUUUCUUUUUCUACCUUCCUCCAUUUAACUUUCUUAUCUUUUUCUUUUUCAUUUUUUAGCAUUAUAAAAUGUGCUUGUGUAAAUGUAUUUUUAAAAAUACGUUACAAGGGUUAUUUUUAUAGCUCAGAUGAGAGAACUAAUGGCUCAGUUUUAGAGUACAUUAAUCUAUUUAUUGUACUACAUUUUGAAACCUGAAUUCUAUGGACACCCUGUAAAGACAAGAAAAUCAGAUAGCUGCAUUUGAAGAGUAGAGAAUUUUUUUGCCUCCAGGGGGCAGUAGUGUGCUAUUUGUGUCCUAUUAUAAGGUGAACAGGUGUUCCAAAUAAAGAUGACUGUACACACCCACCCACACACUUAUACUCACCACCCACUUUAUUAGGAACACCUGUACAUGUGCUCAUUUUUGCAGUUAUCUCAUAGCCAAUAAUGUGGCAGCAGUGCAGUGCAUAAACUCAUGCAGAUACAGAUCAAGAGCUGUGGUUUAUGUUCACAUCAAACAUUAGAAUAAAGCAAAAGUGUGAUCUCUGUGA